Messenger RNA from Xyrauchen texanus (razorback sucker), 2201 nucleotides. RefSeq names its product ATPase Na+/K+ transporting subunit beta 1a (gene atp1b1a). The record is from RefSeq and is a predicted model, not a curated record. Gene Ontology annotation, molecular function: ATPase activator activity. Gene Ontology annotation, biological process: intracellular potassium ion homeostasis; intracellular sodium ion homeostasis; potassium ion import across plasma membrane. Gene Ontology annotation, cellular component: sodium:potassium-exchanging ATPase complex. NCBI's taxonomy places the organism in Eukaryota, Metazoa, Chordata, Actinopteri, Cypriniformes, Catostomidae. The transcript has 6 exons. The coding region runs from base 125 to 1030 and encodes 301 amino acids.
ACUACAACCUAAGGUACUGGGUACGACUUUGUCCUCUUUUACAGCAUCUAGGAAGGGGACAACAUCGCUGUGAAGUCAAUAAGGCCCGCUCAAACAUCGCUAAAAAGGGAACUAAUCACCGAAAAUGUCUGCUAAUAAAGAUGGGAAUGGUGGAUGGAAGACCUUUAUCUGGAAUUCGGACAAGAAGGAAUUUUUAGGACGCACAGGCUGCAGUUGGUUAAAAAUCUUCAUCUUCUAUGUAAUCUUCUAUGGCUGCUUGGCUGGAAUUUUCAUUGGCACUAUCCAGGCCAUGCUUAUGACCCUCAGCAACUACAAACCCACAUACCAGGACAGGGUUGCACCCCCAGGGUUAUCACACACUCCACGCCCGGACAAAGCAGAGAUCUUCUUCUCCUUAAGUGAUCAGGGGAGUUAUACGACAUACAUAACAAAUAUGAAAGUCUUUCUGCAGAGAUACAAUAGCGAAAACCAGCUUGAUCAAAUGAAGUACGAAGACUGUGGAGACAAACCUGGAACCUACACAGAUCGUGGAGAACUGGAGGGUGAUGACGGCGUGAGAAAGGCCUGCCGUUUCGAUAGAUCCUGGCUGAAGGAUUGCUCGGGUAUAACGGAUGAAACUUUUGGCUUUGAGGAUGGCAAGCCCUGCCUAAUUGUUAAACUCAAUAGGAUUGUCAACUUCAGGCCUAGGCCUCCAGCUUCUAAUGACAGUAUUCCUGGGCCAAUUCUCACCAGAUAUCAAAGCAAUAUCAUCCCAAUCCACUGCUCAAGCAAGAGAGAAGAAGAAGCAGACAAGCUUGGGCCGGUUGACUACUUCGGAGUGGGUGCUGGUUUCCCUCUCCAGUACUAUCCUUACUACGGCAAGCUGCUACAGCCACAGUACCUCCAGCCUCUGGUGGCCAUCAAGUUUCAGAACAUCUCAAAGGAUUUCGACAUGCGCAUAGAGUGCAAAGUAUUUGGAGAUAACAUUAAAUACAGUGAGAAGGACCGUUCUCAGGGACGCUUUGACAUCAAAAUCCACAUCAAGUCAUGACCAUAGCUAUGAUUAGCACUUUUACUCUGCCCAUUUCAAAACACAAUAAUUUAGACAAAUGCAAAUUCAAUUGGAAAACAACUAGUCUUGAACAAACUUUCAUAACAUAUGGGACCUACACUUAAUUUGUAUGCUUUACACUAGCUUUCUCUGCAUGUCUAGGGUUAGAAUGUAAAUUACAGGAAGAGUAGCAAUAGCAAAGUAUUUAUUCUACUGUAAAUGAGAAUAUUCCGUGAGCCAUGGGAUGUUCAUUUAUUACUGUAAAUUAUAAUUCCACUACUGAUGUAGCGAGCAGUGUUUCUGUCCCCUGAGUAUUUCUGCCUAGUUUGGUCUCUUUAUAUUUUAUGGAGUGUGCAGUGCAGUAGUCGCAUACAAUGGUCCUUUCCAAGCCAUGUUGUAAUUUCUGUUGUCUUAUGUGAGAGACUUAGUGGUCCAAGGUGUGUGAGUGUUGUUUAGUAUAAGCAAAAGAGUCUGUGAGAAUAUGUGUGGAUUUGUCUACUUCAAAACUGAAAAUACUGGCAUGGUACGCUCUGAACUCCCCAAGUCUGUAUGUGUGUGAGUAAGUGACUGCACUCCAUUCAAUUCUUCUUUUUUUCCUUUUCCUUUUGUCUUUUAUUUUUUGUUGAUUGUGGGGAAUAUGUUUUUACAUCACCUUUUGACUUUUAUUUGAUUGUCUUGCAAUUUGGGACAUUGGGGCUAAUGACAAUUCUGUGUAAGGCUUUUAUUACCUUUACUAUUAAGUGUAGAACUGUGUGUCGAGCCUGGAGGACUGAAGUGUGCCCAGUGGUCACCAUGGCAACUCAGUGCUUUUGAUUAUUAUUAUUUUUAUUUUGUUCUGAAGAUACCACAUGAUGUGGUGUUAAUUUCUAAUGAAUGUUUUAGCCAUUUUCAUGGUGGAAGAAUUUUAUAUUUAUGCAGUUGUACAUUUUUUUUCAGCAGGAGAACGUGUAAUGUAUGAAUCCAAAUACCAAAGUCACUGGUCAAAGGUUAGAAACCUAUCAGAUGCAAUGCAGUACCCCAUGUAAUAGGAUAUUUUGUUGGUGUUAAAAGUGCUCAAAAGUCAAUGUUGAACAUCACAACACUUGUCAAGAGUUAUGUGUGCUCUUGUAUUGCUAUUUAAAUCUUGAGUAAGACCUAAAAAAAUUAAAUAAAUGGACAGACAUAUGAGGUA